CCCUUUGAAAUCCACCGACCUAAUCGGAAAAGAAGAAAAUCCAGCUUCCAAACUCAAGCCCUUAGGGCUUCCUUUCUCCUCCUUCCCCUUUCAGGUACGCUUAUAUGGUUUAACUUCUUGCAGUUAUGCUUGAAUUUUCCGAUUAAUUCUGUAUGUGAGCGUUAAGCAAUGUCCGUGUUUCGGAUUUGUAAACCUAUGAAAUAUGCUUCUAGGGUUAGGAUUUUGUCAUCGAGCCGAUAUUUCACUUCUUUUGGACAAUGUGACCCUUUGGUUUCCCGGAGUUAUCAGUUUAGUCCUGCUUCUGAUGUCCCAAACCGUCCAUUUUCAACUGGUUUGAUUAACCUAGUUCGUUGUAAAUUAUUUUCACAAAGCGCAAAAUUUACCUGCGGUAAAGCCCUUUAUGUGAAACCAUUCUCUUCCGUGCACAACGACGAUGAGAAGGAUGAUAAUGGUGUAUGUGACACUACGAUGGCAGAGUCAGAAUGUGAGUUUGACGCGGAUGUUGGUAAAAGUGUUGAAUUGGCUGAUGAUGGGGACGCUGUAAAUGGCAAUGUUGUUAGUUAUUCUUUGGGGGUUGAAUUGCAAAAUGGAAGUAAUGAUGUGGGUUUGGAUACAAGCGGUGGUUAUGUGCAUGUUGCAUCGCGUGAUCCUGUUGAAUUAUAUCAUGAGCUGAGAAAUGCUGAGAAGCAUGCAAAACAGACCCGGCCUGAUUGGGAGAUGAUGCAGGAAGUAUUCAGUUACUUUGGAAAAUCAGGUUGGGCUUCCAAUCAGGCUCUCGCAAUUUAUAUUGGUUUGUCGUUCUUUCCUACUGCUGUGCAGAAGUUUCGGAAGUUUUUCUUUGAGAAAUCUUCUGCUGGUAUUUUUCAGUACGUGGUGACGCUCGGUCCAUCUGAUGCCGCUGUCAAGUUCUUAUUUCCUAUUUUUGUGGAGUAUUGUUUGGAGGAGUUUCCUGAUGAGAUUAAGCGGUUUCGGGGUAUGGUUGAGUCAGCUGACCUCACCAAGCCCCACACUUGGUUCCCAUUUGCACGGGCCAUGAAACGGAAGAUAAUAUAUCACUGUGGGCCGACCAACAGUGGUAAAACUUACAAUGCUCUUCAACGGUUUAUGGAAGCGAAGAAGGGUAUCUAUUGUAGUCCUCUCAGGUUAUUGGCUAUGGAAGUCUUUGACAAGGUUAAUGCACUUGGGAUUUACUGUAGUCUACAGACAGGGCAAGAAAAGAAAUAUGUCCCCUUUUCAAACCAUAUUGCUUGUACAGUGGAAAUGGUAUCUACAGAUGACUUGUAUGAUGUAGCUGUUAUUGAUGAAAUUCAGAUGAUGUCAGAUCGAUGUAGAGGUUAUGCAUGGACACGGGCAUUACUUGGAUUGAAGGCUGAUGAGAUACAUUUAUGUGGGGAUCCGAGUGUUUUGAGUAUUGUUCAAAAGAUUUGUGCAGAUACUGGGGAUGAGUUGCAUGAACGUCAUUAUGAGAGGUUUAAGCCAUUGGUGGUUGAAGCUAAGACCCUGUUGGGAGAUCUUAAAAAUGUUCGUUCUGGGGACUGUGUGGUUGCUUUUUCAAGGAGAGAGAUAUUCGAGGUCAAAAUGGCAAUUGAGAAACACACCAAUCACCGCUGCUGUGUGAUUUAUGGUGCCUUGCCACCAGAAACUCGUAGACAUCAAGCUAAUCUAUUCAAUGAUCAAGAUAACGAAUUCGAUGUGCUUGUCGCUAGCGAUGCUGUGGGAAUGGGUCUGAACCUUAAUAUUCGAAGAGUUGUCUUUUAUAGCCUCUCAAAAUACAAUGGAGACAAGAUUGUUCCAGUUCCAGCAUCGCAGGUGAAACAAAUUGCAGGAAGAGCUGGUCGCAGAGGAAGUCGCUAUCCAGAUGGACUCACAACGACCUUGCAGUUAGAAGAUUUAGAUUACUUGAUUGAGUGCUUGAAGCAGCCUUUUGAAGAAGUAAAGAAAGUUGGUCUCUUUCCUUUCUUUGAGCAGGUUGAACUAUUUGCUGGGAAACUCCCCAAUGUUACAUUCUGUAAGCUACUAGAGAAAUUUGGUGAAAAUUGCCGUUUGGAUGGAUCAUACUUUUUGUGUCGACAUGAUCAUAUAAAGAAGGUUGCAAAUAUGCUGGAGAAGAAGGUGCAGGGAUUAUCUCUGGAAGAUCGUUUUAAUUUCUCUUUUGCCCCAGUUAAUAUUAGGGACCCAAAAGCAAUGUAUCAUCUCCUGAGGUUUGCUUCAGCAUACAGUCAGAAUGUUCCUGUCAGUAUCGCAAUGGGCAUGCCAAAGGGUUCUGCUCGAAAUGAUGCAGAGCUAUUGGAUCUCGAGACUAAGCAUCAAGUGUUGUCUAUGUAUUUGUGGUUAUCGCACCACUUUAAGAAGGAAACUUUUCCAUAUGUGAAGAAGGCUGAGACAAUGGCAACGGACAUUGCUGACUUGUUGGGUCAGUCUCUAAUCAAAGCCAACUGGAAACCCGAAUCAAGACAGGCAAGGAAACCAAAGCCUCAACAAAAAGAUGCCUCUCAACCAGGUUAUGAGAGGCCAAGGUCACUUAUCAAAUUAUAUGAGAAGAAAAAGCCUGAAAAGUCUCUACCAAGUAAGCAUACAGAGAAGGUUGCUGCAUAAUGAAAUUGCAGGUAUUAAUGGUUCCAUGUUACCUCCUUUCACAUGAAUCAAAUCAGGGAAUGUAAAAACGAACAACAGCAAGAGGUUUUAUUUAUUUACAUUAGGUUUGGUAGGAUGGGAAGUUGCAAGGGGAAAAGGCGGAAACAAAUAAAGGAAGCGCACACAUGAAAGGCAAUUUUUUUAAAAAAACCAUUGUAGUCUGGCUUGUUGGUUUUAAAAAAACCAUGUGUGGGCCACUUUUGCUACCCUGCCUCCCAAUCCAUCUCACAAAUUCCUUCCCCUUUUUGCCCUUUUUUCCGGUAUUUAAUGUAACCAAGAUAUCCUGUUGUAAGACUCAUUUGGAAAGGCACAGUUUAUGAUAGGAGUGGAAUUUACACACAA
Molecule: messenger RNA, 2976 nt
Organism: Carya illinoinensis
Lineage: Eukaryota; Viridiplantae; Streptophyta; Magnoliopsida; Fagales; Juglandaceae
Product: DExH-box ATP-dependent RNA helicase DExH18, mitochondrial
Exons: 2
Coding region: 169-2595 (808 amino acids)
Biological process (GO): mitochondrial RNA 3'-end processing; RNA catabolic process
Cellular component (GO): mitochondrial degradosome
Molecular function (GO): RNA helicase activity; hydrolase activity, acting on acid anhydrides; ATP binding
Source: RefSeq, a predicted model, not a curated record